Messenger RNA from Trematomus bernacchii (emerald rockcod), 1434 nucleotides. RefSeq names its product endonuclease domain-containing 1 protein-like. The transcript has 3 exons. Gene Ontology annotation, molecular function: nucleic acid binding; hydrolase activity; metal ion binding. The record is from RefSeq and is a predicted model, not a curated record. NCBI's taxonomy places the organism in Eukaryota, Metazoa, Chordata, Actinopteri, Perciformes, Nototheniidae. Bases 97 to 987 code for a protein of 296 amino acids.
UCAGUUCACAUUUGAGGAACAGUCUUGUUUCUACUGCUGUGUGAACAGAAGGACCAAUCGCGCUUAAUCCCAUGAAUCCAGCGUCGGUGUUUGGCGAUGGCAUUACUGAAGAUGUGGAGCAUCCCGCCCCUCGCUGCUCUCCUCCUCCUAUCCAUCGUUCCCACUGGAUCCAAAGUGGUGGAUUCAAUGUCAGAAUGUGCAGAGUUUCUCCUUAACGAAACUCCACCGAAUGUCCCAGGAAUCCUAGAGGGAGGGAACAUCCUGGACCAGAACAGAUACAAACCCAUUUGCCAGACUUUCCACGGCAUUAAACGUUAUGUGACGCUCUACGACACGAAAAACAAGAUCCCAGUGUUUUCUGCUUCCAAGUACAUCGGAACAAACAGCACAAGACCUAAGAACAUUUGGAAAAUAGAACCCCAGCUUGAGGACAUUCAUGGCAAUGAGAACAUGAGGAAGGAUGGCAAAGGAAAGACCUACAAUAAGCAGGCUGGGAAUUCUGACUACACCAACCACUACACCAAGCGAGGGUUCGACAGAGGGCAUUUAUUUCCAUGCUCUUACGCCUCUACAGCAGAUGAUAAGAAGUCUACCUUCACCCUCACCAACAUUGUUCCACAGAAUGGUUUUUUCAACAAGGGAAGCUGGAACAAAAUGGAGAUCUGCAUCAAAUGUGUUCUGGACGAAUAUUGCAUCAAUAACAACAAAAUCAAAGAAGGAUUUUUGGUCAUUGGAGCCCAGCCAGGCAACAACAUCAUUUCAAACAAGGUUAAUGUCCCGUCCAUGCUCUGGUCUGCGUUCUGCUGCUACAGUCACAGUGAAAACAGGUGGCUAGCAAGUGCCCACUGGGGCCCAAACAUUAAUAAAACAGACAAAUAUCUGCAGAUCAAGACCUUGGCAGAGCUCCAUAGUGAACUGAGCACAGUGAGCUCAGCAUUUGAAGUGUUUCCUGGAAUCACAAUGUCCUCUCCACACAACUGUCACUGAGUUUUACCCAAAACUAAAUGCUGGAAACAAACAAUGCCAAUGCCCACCACCCAUUCUGACUACUUCUGCCGCUCCAAAUCUACGGCCCCUAGUACCGCAUCUGGACCUCUUAAUACCUCAUCUGGCCUACUUUCUAGCACCUCUGAUCCUUACAGCACAACAUUUGCUGAUCUAACUACUACAUCUGGCCCACUGAGUUCUUCAUCUGUUCCACUUUCUACGACAUCUGCCCGAUUCACUACCACAUCUGACCUUUACAGUACAACAUCUGACCCACUUUCUAGCACAUCUGGAACUCUUUCUACAACAUCUGGAACUCUUUCUACAACAUCUGGCACUCUUUAUACCACAUCUGCCGAUCUUACUACCACAUCUGCCCCCAGAGAUGGGGUCGUUACUAAAAAAAAGUAAUAUAUUACAUAUUACAUAUUACUUAAAAAAAAGUAA